Messenger RNA from Esox lucius (northern pike), 4703 nucleotides. Its product is annotated as cation channel sperm-associated protein subunit beta. Gene Ontology annotation, cellular component: CatSper complex; cilium. The coding region runs from base 1080 to 4490 and encodes 1136 amino acids. The transcript has 28 exons. The record is from RefSeq and is a predicted model, not a curated record. Lineage: Eukaryota; Metazoa; Chordata; Actinopteri; Esociformes; Esocidae.
UGCGAGGUUUCAUGAAGACACGCCCUGUCUGGGUAAAUAACUUUAUUUCAAAUAUGUGAGCAUUCUACAAUGUCUCUCCAACUAAGCCCUGUGGACUUAAUGGCAAGGACCUCCGGGAAGCUAAGAGAGAGAAACGGCUGAAGGGAUUGAUUCAUGUCACACUGCCAAACACAGGGUUGGGAAUUUAUGAUUCUCCAAGUGGACACAGUACACAAAUCAAUAUCAUCACUGAACCAUAGCUGUUUGAAUUGCAUCCCAAAAAGAAGGGGAUGGGUAGGACGGGGUGGGGUUAGUCCACUCUGCUUUAGCCAACUUAUCUCUGUGGAAACGUUGGCUACACAUCAUUUAAAACAGAAUGGCUACAUCUUGGGUAACUGGUGUGGUAACCCAGGACCAUACUAGAUGGUUUGUAACCAACUCUGUGACACAGUAUGGGACCAGGCUAGAUUUAGUAGAGGUAUUCCCUUAAAGAUGCACUGUAGAGUUUUUAUAUCAUUUCUUCCAGGAGUUGUGAAAGUGGUGCUCACAAGCCAAAAUCGGGACCUGUUUGUGGUGCACUAUUGCAUCCAAUUAUUUCCUGAUUGAGGGAAGGGGGAAUAGUCUGAAUUGUUACAUGAACUUGGUGAGCUUAAGAACACACAGUGCAUCUUUAUGGAUAGAUUAAAAGACUAGGGCUUUUUAGAUAUAGCUAACGAAUUUGGAAUGAGGAUGGCCAUUGACAGUGGCCUUGUUUUUCUACCUAAGAACAUGUAAUUACAAUGGCUUGGUGAGUAUCUGUUGGAAAGAAGAUACUCCCCCAGUGUGGUCACCUAACCAACUCAUGGAUUUUUAUAACUAAUGGUGCUUUUAUUUCUAUGCUGACAGGACUAUGUUAUUUGCAUUAAACAAAUAAAAUAUCAUUUUUGAAAAACGUUAAGUUUAUUUUCUCAGGUUAAAACGGUUGAAAGUGAUAAUUUUUCUAGCGCUCUCUAGCCCAUUGUUGUGAUCUAAUCUAGUUUUCUGGCAAACGUAGCACAUCGAAAUUGCGAAAUCACUAGCUAGUAAGAACACUUGUAAGAACACUCAGAGGCGGCAAUACUAUGGGGAAUCUUCUACCUUCGGUCAAGGUGAACCAAAUGAUUGUCAUCCUAAGCAUUUUGCUAAUGAGGGUGACGUUAGGAACCUACACUAUAUCAGGUGAACCAGCGGAGCAGAAAUUAUUUCAAUGUGUGUCAGGACAAGUUGAAAGCAACAGGGUUCGAUUGUACCUCAGUCUGGAAAACCUGGUGGUGGAUUGCAUGUUACCUAAGAAACCAGGAAGCUCUGCACGACAGUACCUGAACCAAUUAGAGCUUUACACCUCAUCCGGCCUUGUGCCAACUAUGGCCAUCUAUAACAGCACUAACUCAGCCACCUUCGCCUUCAAGUUAAUUAUGAAUGCAUCGUCCUGGAGAGUGAACAUCCCCAGAAAAAACAUUACCAUCAACACAGCGCCAGCCCCUGUAGAUGAAUGGUAUGUGGAGUUCAGUAUGUUCCAUAGCCUCUCUAUGUUCAGCAAGAAGGGAUCCAUUCUGGACCCACUGAAGGGAACGCUACUGGACGUGGCCAGAGAGCCCAUCCUGCAGUGGGCGAUAGGGGAGGAGGUGUCAUCUCACAUCAUUGAACCCCACCUCCACCACGUCGUGAAGCUCCAGGUCAGCCAGAGUCCCUGUGCUGCUGAUGUGGCCGUGCUAGCACCUGUCUUUGCUCCAGGGACGCACACAGGAGUGGUCCUCAGUGUCACCGGCUCGGCCUUCACCUCUCAGGCACGGUGGUUCAAUGCCACCAGGACACUGUGCAGCUUGAUCAGUGAAGUGUGCGUGUCUGGCUGUGUUGGGAUCUCCAUCGUAGACCUGAAGCUGACCAACUGUCACCUGUUCCUACUGACCAAUCGGGGACUCUUCAUCAGCCAGGAUCUGCUGUCUCCUGUCACAGGCCCUCUUAAUUUCACCUUGCUCUUCCUUCCUGCUCUGGCUCAGAUGGACUAUUCUGCAACAACUAUUUGGUUUUCCUCUCAAUGUGUGACGGAUCGCAUCUAUUUUAGUGAUGACACGAUCAGUUUGAUUUCCAAUGAAGGAGAAGAUGAAAUCCUGAAUUCUAAGUGUGUGUACAGCAAGUACCCCUUCAAGAGGUGGUUCCUCUGCCAGGCCUCCACUGACGAAAUCACAAAGAACCCCAAACAACGUUACCUGUCCUUCCUCUAUGACCGCCACCAAGACACCGGCCUUCUGCUCUCACACACUAAGGAAAACGGAACCAUGGUGUCAGUGUUUGGGGUCAAGGAGGAGCAACCUCUCGAUCGUUGUACUAAGUUCCCAACAGCACUUAUAGACUUCCAGCCCACAGGAAUCUUCCUGUUGGACAACAGUGUUAUUUUGUAUGGUUCAGAGGUGUGGACGUCCUCAGACAGAGGCUCCACCUUCAAGUGGGUGUUCUCGCUGGAUGAUCAGAUUGUGAUCAACGCCCUGAGCUGCAACGCCAUUGGGGUGGUGGUGUUCUUCACCGACCAAGGACACCUCUACAUCAUGAAGUCAGGUCUGGCCAGGCAUGCUUGGUUGAACGAGACACUGGCCAUGGCGAGCACACUGCUGUGCGAUCACAUGGGCACCCUGAUGGCCAUUCAGCUGGGCAAAGAUAACCCCAGCGGAGUCAUCUACAAGACCAUCCCGAUAGAACACCUCAUAGAGAUACAUGAGAUGGGCUUUGCCAAACCUCUGGCCCUCCAGUACACCACAGACCACACAGUCCUGCUGCAUGAGAACGCUGCCACCCCUCCAAGCCUUGAUGAACUCCACCAGCACACCCGAGGCAGCCAUUUCACCCUCGAUCAUGUGGGCAAGGUCAUCUACUUCAGUGACGGUGGGAUGAUGGUGAUCACAGAUGUGUUCCGGAGUCACUUUCUAGAAGGGUUCGCCGGGGCCGUCGUCGGGGAGAUCCUGGAGCCGUUCAAAGGCGCCAGUCUAAAAGAAGAACCUAUGCAGUCACACGACCUUGUAGUGAUGAAGGACGGGCAAGAGGGUCUCAGUGUUGUAUUGCAGCUCAGAGACCUGGAUCCGUCCAAGGGGUUUAAUUCAUCCCACGUUGGGAAGACUGUGGUAGCGCCCGGCUUCAGCAGCUAUCUCAUAACCGGACUGUUGUCCGACGGCCGUGCCUUGGCCAAACCCACCAUGCCGGCCCUGGUUCCCCCUGUGAUCAGGCACCGGAACAACGAGUGGCUGCUCUUCAACUCUGCAGGUUGCUGCUGUGACAGUUGGGGUAUGAAGGAGGGGCCAUGUCGUCACGCCAUGCAGUCAUUGGACGGUCUGAGGAACAAUGCUCUGGUGAGGAUCAAUGUCAGAGAGCAGCUCAACUUCACCUUCAAGGCCUUCAUGUCCGACUACUCUCUGUCCAUGGUGUACCAUAAGAGGUUCAUGCGUGUGGUCCUGACCAACCCUGUGGUCAUCCGGGUCACAGCUGUCCACUCCUGGGACGAAACAAACAACCACAUGCUCACCCUCACUGCCUUCAGUCACCUUUGUAAGAAGGCCACCACGACAGUGACCGUGAACAUCCCAGAAGCCUCUAUGUUGUGUAGCACCUCGACCUUCACGUUCACGCUGCAGAACACCUGCCCCGAGGGACUCCAAAUCGUCUACGUGUCCCCACAGCCAAUCAGUGACCACGAGUGGCUCCACGGUGACCCAGUGGACAAGAUGAACAACAAAAGGCUGUUCAGCCUGCCUAUUAACUACCGGCCUCCCUCUGGGAAAGGUGUUUCAAUCCCUUACACAGACAACAUCUACAACGCUGAUCCAAGUAAGGCCCGCCCCCGGGACUUCUACGCCAUCUCCAAGAACUCAGGCCGGUAUAAACAGUGUGCUGGGAAGAAGUCGGCUGAAGAAUGUGGCUGUACGGACCUACUGAAAGUCUCUCCUCUAGCUAUCAACUCAGACUGCAGACAGAGGGUGCUGAGGUUAACGUUUCCUGUGACUAACUUCAACAUCAACCUGUUCCUGAGGAGAACUGAACACGCUGACAUCCCACUCCGCUCUCCUUACUUUGUAACUGUCACAGAGGUCAACAACCGAACCAGCUGGAAGGUCACUGGGACCAAUGUCACCCCCACCAUGGAAAGGAUGAGACAAUAUUUCAAAGGCAGUCUGAAUGGCAGUCUGUACAACCCAGAGGGACUGCAGAUCAGCCUUUAUGGCUCUGAGCUUUUCCACUUCCAAAUUUCUGUCAUUCCGGGAGUGGUGUUGUGUGACCUGGUGGAAGAGGUGCAGAUCUAUGUAGAUGAACCUCCGCUGGCAUUCCCAACCCAACACCUCGUCAACAGCAUGGCUGCCAUCAUUCUAGGGGGCCUACUGCUCUUCGGCUUCUUGCUCAGCUACAAAGGCGUGGCCAUGCCAACCAAGGACAGCGUCAAAGCCUUUUUCAAAAGACACCAGGCCACGGUCUCUCCUAGCAACACCGUAAGCCCUACCGAAGAGUAGGAGGUUUGGCAUGGUUUGGCAUGGUAAAAGUGUGCUACAUUUAUGCUUUUCAUUUUUGCACCAUUUUACCUGAGUUUAUGGUGUACACAUUUUUGUUCUGAUUACACCUUUUUGUAUGUCUCCUGUGACAUUUAUAUUUGGGAAACAUUGAAAGAAACUAGUAACGAUGAGAAUGUAGACAUUAAAGGAGAAAGACGUUUGGUGUGAGUUUUA